GGUGACGCGGCGGCCCCGCGAUGGCGGCGGCGGCGGAGGAGGCGCGGUUGCUGGCCUGGCUGCGCGGCCCGGCGGCGCCCGGCGGCCCCGAGCUCGCCGCUUACGUGUCGGAGCUGGCGGCGCUGGGGCUGGCGGAGCUGGGCCGGGAACCGGCGCGCUUGGCGGCGGAGCGGGAGCGGGUCGGGGCCGAGACGCGCCGCCUCGCCUUCGAGCACUACCGCGCCUUCAUCCGCUCCGCCGAGUGCACCGGCCGCGCCGGCCGCGGCUUCGGCGGCAUCGAGAGCCGCCUGGGCAGCCUGCUGGAGCGGCUGCCCGCGCUGCAGGACGCCUGCCGGAGCUUCAUGCGCGAUGCCGAGGCCAUCGCCUCCAGCCGGCGCAUGAACAGCCUGACCCUGAACCGGCACACGGAGAUCCUGGAGAUCCUGGAGAUCCCGCAGCUCAUGGACACCUGUGUCCGCAACGGCUACUACGAGGAGGCGCUGGAGCUGACGGCCUACGUGCGCAGGCUGGAGAGGAAGCACAGCAGCAUCCCCGUUAUCCAGGGCAUUGUGGAGGAGGUGCGUCAGUCAGCCCAGCUGAUGCUGACCCAGCUGAUCCAGCAGCUCCGCACCAACAUCGCUCUGCCCGCCUGCCUGCGCGUCAUCGGCUUCCUGCGCCGCAUGGACGUGCUGACCGAGGCCGAGCUGCGCGUCAAGUUCCUGCAGGCGCGGGACGCCUGGCUGCGCUCCACGCACGCCUCCAUCCCCGASCACGACCCCUACGUGCACGUCACCAAGACCAUCGAGGCCUGCCGGGUGCACCUCUUCGACAUCGUCACACAGUACCGCGCCAUCUUCUCCGACGAGGAGCCGCUGGUGCCGGCCGAGGGCGCGGCUCCGGCCGAGGGGGCCAUYUUCCACGGCUGGCUGCUGCAGAAAGUGUCCGAGUUCCUGCGGACGCUGGAGCGCGACCUGGAGCGCGGCGUGGGCGGCCGGCUGGACUCGCUGCUGGGCCAGUGCAUGUAUUUCGGGCUGUCCUUCAGCAGGGUGGGCGCGGAUUUCCGUGGGCAGCUGGCCCCCCUCUUCCAGCGUGUGGCUGCCAAUGCCUUCAGGAAGGCGGUGGAGGAGGCGGUGGAGAAAUUCCGGGAGGAGAUGAAUUCCUACACGCUGAUCUCRGCCCCGGCCGUGCUGGGGGGCAGCGCGGGAGUGCCGGUGCCCUCGGCACAGCCUGGGACUUUGCAGCCCCCCAUGGUGCUGUUGGACUUCCCACCCCUCGCCUGCUUCCUCAACGGCCUCCUCGUUGCCUUCAAUGACCUUCGGCUGUGCUGCCCCAUUGCCCUGGCACAGGAUGUCACCACCUGCCUGGACAGUGCCCUCAGUGAGGUGAGUCCAGGGGAUGGAGCUGGGCCUGCCGUGUCCCCGGAGCAGCUGGGCGGCCCCGAGCUGCGGCGGCUGGCGGCGGCGCUGGCGGCGGGGCUGCGGGCCCGGCCGUGCCUGGGGCUGAGCGCCCCGCAGCUCGGGGUGCCGCUGCGGGUGUUCGCCGCGGAGCUGUCGCCCGCCCGCUGCUCCCGGUACCCGGCGGCGCUCCGCCAAGCGCACCGYAUCGAGCCCUUCCCGCUCCGCGUCCUCGUCAACCCCGUGCUCCGCGUCCUGGACACCCGCCUYGUCACCGCUCCCGAGGGCUGCGCCAGCAUCCACGGCUUCUCCGCCUACGUCCCGCGGCCCUGGGCCGUCCAUGUCUCCGGUGUGGACGAGCACGGGGUGCCAGUGAACUGGGAGGCAAUGGGCUGGGCUGCCCGGAUCAUCCAGCACGAGAUGGACCACCUGGAUGGCAUCCUCUACAUCGACCGCAUGGACCCGCGCACCUUCACCAACGUGGGCUGGAUGGAACUGCUGGACUGACCCUGCUGAAAGAACCAGCGUGUUUCCAGGGCUACCACUCAGUUUUAUUGCAGCCAAUACAGACCUGUGGCCUCA
Molecule: messenger RNA, 1955 nt
Organism: Malurus melanocephalus (red-backed fairy wren)
Lineage: Eukaryota; Metazoa; Chordata; Aves; Passeriformes; Maluridae
Gene: COG8
Product: component of oligomeric golgi complex 8
Exons: 5
Coding region: 21-1880 (619 amino acids)
Biological process (GO): intra-Golgi vesicle-mediated transport
Cellular component (GO): COG complex
Molecular function (GO): peptide deformylase activity
Source: RefSeq, a predicted model, not a curated record